GCCAUCAUUUUUGUGGGACCCAUGAUCCAUCCUCCUUUUAUUGGCCAUGAUCCAUCCUCCCUUUAUUGGUCGGCGGCUCCCGUAGGGAGUGCUCCACAGUACACCAGCAUCCAAUCUCUGUGGGACUCUGGGUCCAAAAUAGAGUCAAGCGUCAAAGUGGCAGCCUGUGUGCUCCGCAGGGCGCAGAGGCAUCCUUUUCCGAUUCGUCCUCUGCGUUACUGCUUCGCUCAGUUUCGCCAAACUUACAUUGUAAAUAGGAUUCUAACCGUUCAAAAUCGUUGGUCGUGGAGCUACAAGGAAUCGUCAAUGGCGCCGCCGAUCCUUUCUUUAGCUCUGCCGUCGGAAACGGGUCGAGUUCUUAGCAUUCAAUCUCAUACGGUUCAGGGAUACGUUGGCAACAAAUCUGCUGUGUUUCCUCUGCAAUUACUGGGCUACGAUGUGGAUCCAAUCAAUUCAGUGCAGUUCUCUAACCACACAGGAUACCCAACGUUUAAAGGCCAAGUGCUGAAUGGGCAACAACUGUGGGAUCUAAUUGAAGGCCUUGAAGCUAAUGAUUUGUUGUUCUACACUCAUUUAUUGACAGGUUAUAUUGGUUCAGUUUCUUUUCUGGAGACUGUAUUGCAAGUUGUUAAUAAACUGCGCUCGGUCAACCCGAAACUUACGUAUGUCUGUGAUCCAGUGAUGGGUGAUGAAGGAGAGCUUUACAUUCCUCAAGAGCUGGUAUCUGUUUAUCGAGAGAGGGUUGUUCCCGUGGCUUCGAUGUUGACUCCUAACCAAUUUGAAGCAGAACUAUUGACAGGAUUGAGGAUUACUUCUGAAAGAGAUGGCUUGGAAGCUUGUAACAUUCUUCAUGCUGCUGGACCUUCAAAGGUUGUGAUAACAAGUGUAAAUAUUGGUGAAUGUUUACUCCUCAUUGGAAGUCAUAAAAAAUCAGAGGGUCAACCUCUCGAGCAAUUCAAGAUUGUGAUACCCAAAAUUCCUGCAUAUUUUACGGGCACUGGGGAUCUAAUAACUGCUUUAUUACUGGGAUGGAGCAAUAAAUAUCCAGGCAACCUAGAUAUAGCAUCAGAGCUUGCAGUAUCUAGCUUGCAGGCCUUGUUACAAAGAACAGUAAAUGAUUACAAAAGUGCAGGAUUCGAUUCUCAGUCAAGCAAUUUAGAGAUCAGACUAAUUCAAAGCCAGGACGACAUUCGUAAUCCACAAGUUAAUUACAAGGCAGAGAAGUAUACAUGAGAGUUGUACAAGACAAGAUAAACAAAGUGUCAUCCUUGAAGUCGUGGAGAGCAGAAGUGCGGUUGCCGAGAAUUAUUCAAUGAUCCAAUGUCUUUGUUUUUUUCUCCACUUAUAUAGAAAACAAAGGGAAUGGUGAAUAAUUUAUUAACGGAAGUUCAUAAUGUGAUUGGUUCUGUACUUUUAUUGUUAUUACUAUUUUCAGAAGAAUUUUUCUUUGCUGAUAGGGAAGAAAAACAGUGUUAAAUUUUUCUUUGUUGCCAUUAUAAGCUUGUGGUUGAUCUGUAGUAGUGCGUCAGGUUGAUAGUCGACACUUAUUAUAAUUAGUCAUAAUCCAUCAAUCUUUUUGCA
This is a messenger RNA of Macadamia integrifolia, 1581 nucleotides long. RefSeq names its product pyridoxal kinase. The transcript is spliced from 13 exons. Bases 22 to 1233 code for a protein of 403 amino acids. Gene Ontology annotation, molecular function: pyridoxal kinase activity. Gene Ontology annotation, cellular component: cytosol. The record is from RefSeq and is a predicted model, not a curated record. Gene Ontology annotation, biological process: pyridoxal 5'-phosphate salvage. Lineage: Eukaryota; Viridiplantae; Streptophyta; Magnoliopsida; Proteales; Proteaceae.